Messenger RNA from Seriola aureovittata, 1846 nucleotides. RefSeq names its product carboxypeptidase A6-like. The transcript has 3 exons. Gene Ontology annotation, biological process: proteolysis. Gene Ontology annotation, molecular function: zinc ion binding; metallocarboxypeptidase activity. Lineage: Eukaryota; Metazoa; Chordata; Actinopteri; Carangiformes; Carangidae. The record is from RefSeq and is a predicted model, not a curated record. The coding region runs from base 215 to 571 and encodes 118 amino acids.
UGAUAGAAAUUUGAGCAAAAAUUAGAUUUGAACAUCCAGAUCUGUUUCUUAAUGCAUCCUUCUCCCAGAUGAGGGUGCCUCCUCUCAUCCCUGCGACGACACCUACUGUGGUCCCUUCCCUGAAUCGGAACCCGAAGUCAAGGCCGUCGCCAAGUUCCUGCGUAAGCACAAGAAGCAUGUCAGAGCAUACAUAUCCAUCCACGCCUACGCCCAAAUGCUGCUUUACCCUUAUUCCUACAAGUAUGCCACUAUCCCCAACUUCAGCUGUGUGGAGUCGGCGGCUCACAGUGCAGUGACAGCCCUGUACUCUGCCUAUGGAGUGAGGUACAGAUACGGACCUGCCUCCACAACUCUCUAUGUCAGCUCAGGCAGCUCUAUCGAUUGGGCGUACAGGAACGGGAUCCCGUACGCGUUUGCGUUUGAGUUAAGGGACACAGGAUACUUCGGCUUCCUCCUGCCCGAAUCCCUGAUCAGCCCGACUUGCACUGAGACUAUGAGGGCUGUGAAAGCCAUUGCAUCAGGUCUGCUGAAGAAGUGUGAGACAGACAGGGACAGAUUUCCAUAUAUAUGACCAUACUGUAGGUCCCUAGAGCCCCACCCUCACGGCUACUUAUCUGAACACCUCAUAUUCCUCUGAGAUUUCAUAUUAAUCCCAGAUGUUAUCAGGUGGAGAGCUGCAACAGACAACCAAAGCGUAAUUUGUUUUUCUUGUUUUUGAGGCUCUUCACUUUAUUUUCUUGCCUUUCUGAUAUGAUAUGAACUGAUGGUGGUGGGUUUUUCGUGCCAAAAACCAAAAAUCCUUCAAGUAACCAGCUUGUUUACAUACAGUAAGCUCACACACACACACACACACGCACACACACACACACACACACACACACAGUGUCAGAGAGCAUCCUGUUGGAUCAGUGAGCUACGAUUUGUGCCAUCUAAGUUGUGAACAUGAAUCUGGCCCAGGAUUCUCUCCAGCAUGUAAUCCUCUCUUUGUCCCCCAAGAUUUACUGUAGCUCUCCACUAACAAAGAAACAAACAGGAUUGAUGCAGAUUUUACUAUCAAAUAAGCUUUUUUUCCCCAGUGAAUGGCAGUCAUGUAAGCACUUGUCAUGAUACAGCAGCACUUUUUAAACACAUUUAAUAUUUUAAUGUCAUCCAAAGAUGUGUUAUAUUAAAAUAAACGUUUAACAAGUUUUAGUUUUUUAAUGAAUAUAAGAGCAUCAUUGAUUACUCAUUAUUCUGGUUGCUGUUUUAUUACUUUAUUUUGGAUUAGUCCUACCAUGUGCCAGUUUAGACUCAAUCUAUGCUGUUCACGUAUUAAUGCCUUUAUUACUGCAAUAUUGUUGGUGUACAUAAUGUGCUAUCACCUGACAAUCUAGGGUUUGGUUUAAAUGGAUAUUUCUUUUUCUCUUUUUUUUUUUCGUUAGACAUGUUUGUUUUUUUUUGUUUUUUUCCUUUUCAUUUGGUUCAGACUAAAUUUGGAAAGUCUAGCCUGUCAGUUCAGCAGCUUACUGUGUCAUUACUCAGGUAUGGAUCAGUGACAGGGUCAGAAAUGUUUACCUUUCACAGCUUAUGUGCUUAAUGUGAGACUUUAAUAAAUGUAUAAUAUCAGACUUGAAUAAAUGUUGUUAUAUAACACAGUACAUAUUUAUCUUGUCACAUUUAUGUCAUCUUUACAUACAUUUAUUUUGCUCUGUUUUUGACUUUAUCAUUAGAAAUGCACUAUUUAUAUAACACCCCCUCUUCCAUUUAUCAACAAUGAGAGAAGUGAGAUGUCACAUUUGCAGCCCUUAAUUGUGUUCUAUAAAUGUUUUGUACACAUAUUCAUGGGCAUGUCUGAUAAUAAAAAUUA